AAAAACCACAGAAGAAGAAGAAAAAGAAGAAGUAUUGGCAGCUUCUUGUCAUUGUUGUUCAGUUUGUGUCUGAUGCAGCAGAUGUCUGUCAGCCGCCGGUAAACCUCAGAAAGACGAUGAAGAGAUGUGUUUGUAGAGGUUCAAUGGCGUGUUAUCUCUUGUUCUUCUUCCUGUGUGCUGUUCACCUGUCCCGGGCUCAGAUCUACUCCGCGCUCUAUGAUGAGAAAACAUCGCGUCUGUUCCUCAGAGAAGGACUCCAGCCCAACUCCGUCGCCGUCGCCAACUUCACCGACGACAUCAAUAACACCGGGUGGGCGUUCCUGGAGGUCAGCACCAGCGGGGGUUAUAAUGACACGCUGCAGGCGUACGCUGCUGGAGUCGUGGAGGCUGCCGUCUCCUCACAGCUCAUCUACAAGCACUGGAUGAACACACUGAUGGGUUACUGCGGCCCGUUCUCUCACGAUGUCAGCUACUGCCAGCGGCUCAAAGACUACAUCACCAGCAACCUGCAGUGGGUCACGCAGCAGAUGGACACACACGCAGACGCCCCGUACUGGCACCAGGUGCGCUUGUCUCUGCUGCAGCUGCGAGGUCUGGAGGACGGAUACAACGGACAGAUCGACUUUCCUUCUGGAAGCUUUUCCAUCAACCCCUUCGGCUUCCUGCUGUUCCAGAUGGGUGGAGACCUGGAGGACCUGGAGGAGGCACUGAACAAGUCCAGCCCGUCCCGCUCCGUGGGCUCUGGCUCCUGCUCGGCUCUCAUCAAGUUCCUCCCGGGUCUGAAGGAUCUGCUGGUGUCCCACGACACCUGGAACAACUACCAGUCCAUGCUGAGGAUCCUGAAGAGAUACAGCUUGACCUACCGCACGGCUCCCGCAGAGAAGGAGAUCAUUCCUGGCAGGAUCCAAGUGUUCUCCUCCUAUCCUGGCACUAUUUUCUCAGGAGAUGACUUUUAUCUGCUCAGCAGUGGUCUGGUGACUCUGGAGACCACCAUAGGCAACAGUAACGCAGCGCUGUGGGGAUUGGUUCAGCCCCGUGGAGCGGUCAUGGAGUGGCUGAGGAACAUCGUGGCCAAUCGCCUCGCUCCCAGCGGUCGAGCCUGGACCGACAUCUUCAGCAAGUACAACAGCGGAACGUACAACAAUCAGUGGAUGGUGGUGGACUACAAGGCCUUCGUCCCGGGACAGGGAUACACUCAACCAGGCCUCUUCACCGUUCUGGAGCAAAUACCUGGGACGAUCGUAACCGCAGACAGAACGGAGGAGCUGUUUCAGACGGGAUACUGGGCCAGCUACAACAUCCCGUACUUCGAGGAGGUGUUCAACGCCAGCGGAGGACCGGAGCUGGUGCAGAAAUACGGCUCCUGGUUCUCCUUCAGAGACAACCCCAGAGCGCAGAUCUUCCGCAGGAACCAGUCUCUGGUGACAGACAUGGAGUCCAUGGUGCGCCUGAUGAGGUAUAAUAACUUCCAGGAGGACCCUCUGUCUCGCUGUGACGGCUGUGACCCCGCUCAGAACGGAGAGAACUCCAUCUCCGCCCGCUCAGACCUGAAUCCUGGGAACGGCUCGUAUCCGUUCGGGGCUCUGAAGCAGCGUCCUCACGGCGGCACGGACAUGAAGGUGACCAGCGCUGGCCUGUUCAGCCAUCUGGAGCUGCUGGCCGUCAGCGGUCCCACCUGGGAUCAGGUGCCCGUCUUCCAGUGGAGCAGCUCGCCCUACAGCUCCCUCCUGCACAUGGGUCACCCGGACCGCUGGGACUUCCAGCCCGUGCACGUCAGGUGGUCCUCCUGAUCCGACCCUCCAGUGUUCAGAGGAGCAGAAGAAUCAAACACGUCCUGACUCUGCUGCUGCUGCUUCAGUGUCUCACACAGGCCUUGCACAUCAAAAUAUGGACAUUGUUUAAUAAUUGUGUGUUCAGACUAGGGCCAUUAUUCUGUUUUCUAAAAUAUACAAUUUUUUUUUUUUUUUUUUUUUAUAAAAUGUAUCAUAAGCAAAGUGUGAAAGCAUACAAACAUAAUUUUAUAUUUUCAUCUGAACACAUCUGUUUAUAAUCCGGUGUCACCAUUGUCCUGUGCUUGUUAAUCAAUCAAUAAGAAUGACUCAUUAGGGAAAAUAUGCCUCAUGUUGAACACUUGCUGCUGUUGAGGGGGAUGUGGGUUAAAGUUAGGGCCAAUGUAAGUGAAUGGUAAUUAAAACAAACAUUCAAACUG
Messenger RNA from Carassius auratus (goldfish), 2209 nucleotides. RefSeq names its product phospholipase B domain containing 2 (gene plbd2). Lineage: Eukaryota; Metazoa; Chordata; Actinopteri; Cypriniformes; Cyprinidae. The record is from RefSeq and is a predicted model, not a curated record. Gene Ontology annotation, molecular function: glycerophospholipase activity. Gene Ontology annotation, cellular component: extracellular region. The transcript has 11 exons. Gene Ontology annotation, biological process: phospholipid catabolic process. The coding region runs from base 117 to 1790 and encodes 557 amino acids.